UACUCCCUGCCUUGCUGGCCACAAUCCUUGUGUUUAUGGACCAGCAGAUAACUGCAGUCAUUGUCAACAGGAAGGAACACAAACUGAAGGUAGGCGCUCUGAAAAGUGAAAUUGGGGUUUGGUAUGGGGUAGGUAGGUUGAAAAGAAAUUUGGGUAGGGUAUGGGGGUAGGACUAUUUUACUUUAGUUAGGAACAACUACCAAAUUAAUUUGGGCCAACUACUUCUUGGCAUAUUUUUUACCACUGUGUUAAAGGACCACCAUUAUAGGAUAAGCUUAAAAAGGAUUCAAAUAGUUGAUUUGAAUUAAAUAUUGACUCGUUAAUUCUUAUUCAUGGUGCUUAAAAUAAAGACAAAGCCUCAUUUAAAUAGUUCAGUAGUUUACAUUUGAAAUCUACAUAAACUUAGUAUUAUCAAAUUUAGACUUAACGGAAACUGUAAAUUCUUAAAUGAAAUUAAUGUCAUACAGAAAGGCUCUGGCUAUCACCUGGACAUUUUGGUACUGGCUGUACUUAUAACUGUCAUGUCAAUCCUUGGUCUGCCUUGGUAUGUGGCUGCUACUGUGUCUGCACUAGCGCACAUAAUGAGUUUAAAGGUAAAAAAACAAAUUGGAUAUUUUCUGAAUAAAAAUUGUGUUUUUGAACCUGCUUUACAUUUAACACAGAACUUUUGUUGAUUCAACAAUUUGCUAGAUUUAAAAAUGUUGCUGACCAUUAAUGUGACCAUUAUGUAGGCCCCCCCCCCCGCAUCUAUUUUAGUCCUAUAAACAUACUUCUACUGUAAAAUGACAGAAACUUUAAGGUCAAUCUGAUUUAAUUGCCAAUAAUCCCAGGUUGAGUCUGACUGCACUGCCCCUGGUGAGAAACCUGAGUUUUUAGGUGUCAGGGAACAACGAGUUACAUCCCUUUUGGUAGGACUGCUGAGUGGGUUAUCUGUCCUGUUGACUGGCGUUUUGAAGGUAUACAUUCAUAGCUCUAUAGAUGUUUAUUUAUUCAUUUAGUUUGCUGUUGUGUACAUUUUUAAGGACUGGGAGAUGGCAUCCUCCAAAAUUGCAGGAGAUAGCCAGAAAAUUAACCACAUUAUUUCAAAAGUUAUGUAAAUUUGUAAGAAGACAUUCAGAUAAGAAAAGAUUCUUUAUUGAUUCAAAAAAAUGGAAAUUUUACAUUGUACAUAUUCAUUUUUAGCACAUAAAUAAAUACAUAUUUACAUUUCUGGUAAUUGAAUAAUAUAAUUAAUAUGUUCUAGAUAUCCCCCUGUUUUUAUUUAUAAAAAAAGUUAUACUUUUUUUUUUUAAAUCUUGUUAAAUGGGUUCUCAUUAUGAAAUGCAUUAUGAUGUUGUUUGUGAUAUUUGUUGUGUUUUUUUAAUUGCAGUUUUCAUAUAAUAUUUUGAUUUUCAUUCAAAUAUUGUUAUUGUUUAUCUUACAGUUUAUCCCACUGCCAGUGUUAUAUGGUGUCUUUCUGUUCAUGGGUGUCAGGUCAUUGGAAGGCAUGCAGGUAUGUCACAACUAGAAAAUUACUUAUCUCUGUUUUAAUUUUUUUUAAACCCAAACUAAGAAGAUGCAUUUUAAAAAUAGUAGGUUAAAGCUGGCUCAAUAGAUUUUUAAUUUUCUUUUCCUUUUUAGAUAUAAUAAUAUAUCUUCAAGCCACACAGCCUGCAAAUUAUACAUUUUUAUAUUCUCUCAGUUUGGGAUUGUAAUCUUAAUAGGAAUGUAAUUAACCAGAAGGGGGAAGAAAUCAGUAUAGAUUAUUAUAGGCUUAUAAAUAUUUUCAAUUAUUAAAAUUAUUAGAUAUACUGAUUCUGUUAUCAAUUAUCAAAAAUUUUUAUCCUGAGUGUCUUGGGGAAAAAAUGUUAAUUUCAAGUAAAUAUACUUUUAGUAAUAGAAUUUUUUUUGAAAGUUUGAAUAGACAGCCAUAUUAGACUUCAGAUGGACUGUUUGCAUAGUUAAAGAAAAAUAAUGUUUAAAUGCAAUAAUUUUAUCUAAACUUAAUUUUAAAAAGUCUGUAUUCAUUUAAUCAUUUAUUCAUCAGCUGGUUGAUAGGUUCAUGCUGUAUAUGAUAAGUCCCAAAUAUCAACCUGACUAUCCUUACUUGCGACAUGUGCCUUUGUUGAGGGUUCACAUCUACACUCUCAUUCAAAUAUUGUGCCUUGCGGGACUGUGGAUCAUUAAGACAUUCAAAGAGACAUCUAUAGGCUUCCCAAUAAUGGUAAGGUGUUAUUCCGUUUGUUGAAGAACACUGUUUAGUCCACUCUGUUAGUUACAGUAAUCGACCUAAAGCAGAUAAUUUUAUUUGGUUUUAAAGUUAAUAAGAGGGUUAGAUUAAUUUUCUGUGACUUGAAAUAAUAAUCACUGCUGAAAACCAAAAUACUUAGCAUGUGUAAAUUUAUAUUAGAACUCUUAAUUAACCAUUUAAUUUACAUGUAAAAUAGAUUUAAAGGGGAACAAAAUGGUGGAUAUACAUUAUGGCCUUCUCUAAAAUCACCCCGCAAAAAAAAUCCAAUUUUAAAAAUUUAAUUUCAAAUAUUUAAAAUUAUGAGAUUCAAUAAAGAUUCAGUAACAUUGAGACCGUUUUUUGUUUUUUUAUUCAUUAUAACAAGAAAACGUUCAUUUGUAGAUGCAUUUAUUUUUCCAUCAUAAUGAGAAAUAAAUGAAGAUGAAUCAAAUGGCAGAAACCUGGAGUUUUGAAAUAACAAACACAAAAUGAUUCAAAGCUUGACAAGUUUUAUGCCUUUUUAAGUCAUUCUAAAAUUAACAAUUAAUGAAAAUGAGCUUUUAUUAGAUAAUUUAUUCUGUUUGAUCUUGUAGAGGAGAUCUUAUUCAAUCAAUGAAUGUUUACACAGGUUCUUGCUACCUGUUUCAUUCGGAAGCUUUUAGACUGCAUCUUCACACAGUUUGAGCUCAGCUGGCUUGACCACAUUCUCCCUCCCAUUACCUCCAAGAAAACAAAGGUAACAUUCAACCAGGUGAUAACCAUGGAAACCAAACGGAAAUUUAGUAUUUUCAGUAAACGUGUCACAAGACCACCCUCCCCUUUUCCCAAGGAAGAGCCGCCCAUGAAACUCAAAAUGAAGAUGGAUGUAGAGGCACGUUUCCAUGAAGGCCAUGAAGAUUACAUAAUGUGAAGCUGUUUCUAUGAUACCAAUCAAAGCACUUGUAUUGAAUCAUUCAGAUUCACCUGGGUAUCAGGGUAGCUAGAAUUAUUUGGAUUUUUUUUUUUUUUUUUAAAUUAUAUAUUUUUUUGUGAUGCUAUUUUAGUUUUUUUAAUGUUUUAUUUAGUAACUGUUGGAAAUAAGAGUUCAGGAAAAGGGAGACUUUUCCAUGUGUGCCAUGGGGGAAAAAAAGCUAAUCAUGAAGAUUUCAUAAUGCGAAGCUGUUUCUAUGAUACCAAUCAAAGCACUUGUAUUGAAUCAUUCAGAUUUACCUGGGUAUCAGGGUAGCUAGAAUUAUUUGGAUUUUUUUUUUUUUUUUUAAAUUAUAUAUUUUUUUGUGAUGCUAUUUUAGUUUUUAUAAUGUUUUAUUUAGUAACUGUUGGAAAUAAGAGUUCAGGAAAAGGGAGACUUUUCCAUGUGUGCCAUGGGUGAAAAAAAGCUAAAUUACAGAAUAUUAGAAUUAAGAUGGAAUGUGUGUAUAACAAUGAAUUAUUCAUGUGUGGUCCCUUGAUACCGUACUCACAUUUUGCACAACUGCUUAUUGAUUGGUGUUUUAUAAUUAUUAUGUUGACUUGUAAGACAUUCCAUUCUAAAGAUUUUUAAAUUUAUCAUUUAGUUAGCCACCAAACAAUAUAUUUAUACAAUUUAUAAUAUAUUAAAACUCAAACCAUCAAUUAUACAUAUCUAUAUAUAUAAUAUAAUGCAAAGGGACCGAUUCAUUUCAUUUUUGUCACUAUUUAUACCUUAACUUAGAUAGCGAGAAAGAAAAUGACUUAUCAUUAAUAUAUUUACAUAAUAAGAUUAGUAUUUCCAAGCUCAUACUAUAAUUGCUCAAAAAAAUUACCAAUAUCUCAGAACUUAUUAUACAGCAAAAAAAACAACUUACUAAAUAACUGAGUUGUUAAAGUAAAAAAAAAAAAAGAAUUAUUUGGUGUGUGCAUUUUUUAGAAAAUGUUCUUUGAAUGCAUUUACCAAGAAUGAUGCCAAAAAAAAUAUUUAAAUCACUCUACAAGGCUUAAAAUAUCACAUUUGAUCAAUAAUAAAUGUUAACUGAGAACUAUAAGCCAUAGUACAAAUAAAAUUUCCAAGGACAAAAUUUAGAUGAUUUUUUUACCAUCCAACAAAAGUUUAUAUAUUAUAAUUAGGGAUAUUUUGUAAUAUAGUAAUGGAAUAUUUGGUAAUAUAUUUAGGCCUAUUCGGAGGCAUUUGUUGUUGAAUAUUAGGCAUGUAAAACUUGGUAUUUGAUGAACCAUGUUCCUAUAAAAUAUCUUAUGCACAGCUUUUGAAAUUCCCCAUCAAAUUAGAUUUACAUCCUCGAUGCAACUUGUUAAUUGCAAGCAUCAUUUAGACAAUAUGUGCGUCAAAUUAACAAGCUCCUCCUUUCCUACUAAAACCUUAACACAGCUUUUAAAAAAAGUGAAUCUUUGUUCAUAACAUCUAAGAUACAUAGCAGUACAUGUAGCAGCUUUUGCUCUACUAACAUGUAGUGUUUCUCAAACCAAUGCCACAGCACACUUGUAUAUAUAAUAAAGACUAGAGUUCUAGGAUACAUUCUGAAAAACAAAGUGAACUGAUUUCCAUUAAAUAUUUCAAGAUUUUCUUUUGUAAUUAGAAAGAAAGGUUUGGGUUUACUAAUGAAAACCAUGAUAAUUGUUUUAUUCAAUUUUCAAUUCAUCAAAUGAUUUUCAUUGCAAUCUUAUUUAGUUUGGAUCUCCUAUUAACAUUUUUAAAACAAAAUUACAAGUGUGGCUCGGCUUAAAACUUUAAGAAACACUGUUGCAACAUGACUUCACUUUAAUAUUGUUAGCUUCAAUUUGAAUAACUUUAUUACUAUUGCUAUUGUUGUUGUGUAAAUAGCAUGUACAUAAGCUUUGGGCUGGAAACUUUUCUGUCAUAUUUUUUUUAUUUCUUAUUGUUUAGUUGCCAGAGUGACAGAUUUUAGUUACAAACAAUGGCAUACUCUUAUUUAAUAAAAGUCUAUAGUUUAUUGUGAUAUUCUCAAGCUCUUUUCUUGUUCACUGUAAGGAAAUAUUUUUAAUUGAUAAUUAUUUUAACAAAUAACAAAUUUAAAAAAAUACAGAUCUGAAAUAAUUAAAUCAGUAAAGGAGAUAGUUGACAUUUGUCACUACUAAUCCUGCUUGAAUUUGAAGGAGAGUUAUAAUUUGAGCUAUUUCAUCACGUUACUGUGUUAUGUUUCUAAUAAAUACUGAGUUUAAAGAAUUUUUAUAAUUAAAUUUAGGCUAUUUUUAAUAAAAACCUCUCAACCUCUAUUCCUAGUUUCUGCCUGUAAUUGUAGGCCUAAGAUGUUUAAUUUUUCUCUUCAAUUACAAAUAUUGGCGCUUUUUAUUUUAAUAUUACCUUUUAUACUUUUGUUUUGCAUAUUUUAACCUCAUUUGUGACACUGCUGUCCCCUACAAUUUCAUUCGAUAAUGAUGAGAUAAUAUUCUCCACCUGAUAAGCUACCACAAAUAGAAAUUAAUUUUAGUUGUAAAAUAAUGAAAUAACACAGAUUUUUUUUUUUUUUUUUUUUUUUUUUUUUUUUUUAAAUAAUUAAAAAUAACAUUUUUUUUUUUUUUUUUUUUUUUUUUUUUUUUAAAGCAUUAUUAUGAAACCAGUGCCAUCAUCCAUUAUUUAAUGUAGUUGGGAAUACCUGAGGGAACUGCCAAGUAGAAAAUUUAACAUAUGAGAUUUUGGUUUGGGUUGAAGGAGCUCAUUGGAUUUGUUUACAUUUUUCAUAGCAAAUAGUGAUACAACUUUGAUAUUCAUAUUUUAAGGUAUAAAUUAGAAAAUCUUUCAAUCCUAUGCUAAUAAACUGUUUUGACAAAGGGAAGAGACUAAAAUUGUAAUGAUGGUUUAAGUUGAGCCAAAGGAACCCAUGUAAUUUUACUAUUUACAUCACUGUUUUUAACCUGUUUUUUACCUAUAAAAAUGAAUUGCAUUCACAUGUUCUGAAAUCAUAAAUUAUUGAAUGAUUUUGAUAGAGUAGUUUAAUAACUAAUUUAAGUUAAAAUUAGUAUUAAAAAAAACACAGAGAAAAGUUAUGUUAAAAUAUCUUAGUCAAGCUGUUGAAACAGAAUUUACUCAAAACUCAAAGCAUAACAAGUUGAAGCAAAUAGCUCAUAUUUGACACAACAGUAGCCAAUUAAACAACACAUUUCACUCACCUAAUAGUAAAUCAAAUACUGAAAACAAAGAUAUCCAUGGGGUUUUCCUGUUUUUGCAGGGUGGUACCUCAUUCUUACCUAAUGACCACCCCAAUGGCACUGUGGCUGUGCCGGAAAUCAACAUAGAUCAUCCGGUAGAGAUGACCGUCCAUAGUGACAGCAGCACAAGCAUCGACAGCAAUGACGUUAUAGUCAGAAUCAAUGGUUGCCACAACUUUAACUCUUUUGGGGCAGGAAGUGCAUCUAAUGCAAAAGUUCCUUCACCAGUCAAAAUUGUCAUAAAUUAGUUUAGAGUCAUUCACAUGAAAACAGGCCUUCUUAUAAGAUAAAAUGUUUGUUUUAACUGAACUGAAGUACCAAAGCUAAAAAAAUAUAUAAUAUAACCUACCUACAGGUCUUUCAUAUUAAUUUGAAAGGGCUACUGUUGAUUAAAUCCUUCCUUUAAAAAAAUCAUUUGAAUUAAAUAAUUAUUAAAGUGCAUUAGUUUCUAGGGCACUAUGAGAUAAAUGAAAACCAGUUCUUUAUAAAAUAAUCACUUGUAUGUUUUAAGUAGUGGUCCAUUUAAUCCCUGGUUAAUCAAUAGUUAAAGUUGAGCUUGAAGCUAAUUGUAAAACAAAACUAUUAAAUUUCAUGUUUCUGAGAUUAUAAUAUUUUAUAAUUCACCUUGUAAGAAUUGAAGACUUAAGUUAUUUCUCCUUAAAAGUUCUUGUAAAAAUAGAAAUAUGAGCUUAAGAUUACCAGCUAAUAAUCAGAUUUAUUUUAGUUAAAGAAAACAAUAUAAAUAUUUACUCAGAGGCUUGAAUCUUGAAUUUGUUAAAUGCUAAUAUGACCUUUUUUAAAAUGUUUUGUAAAAGAUUGAACAAUGAGCUCUCUUCAAUGCUGAUCAAUUCUAUUUCUAGAAUGAAAAGUUAAGUGAUGAAUCAUCCAUAAUAUAAAAAAAAUUACUUUGGGUUUAAAUUUAUUUUUUUUAAAAUUCACACAAGAGCCUUUUUCGAGAAAUAGACACGUGAUGCACAUUAGUUCCAAGAUGCAGAAAAAUAACUCAUUUCAUCUUUGUAAAUUAUACCCUAAACACCUUGAAUUGCUUCUUACUAAAUUUGGGAUGAAAUGGUGUUACAAACAAAAAUUUAAAAUAUACUAACAUGGGUAAUAAGCUGCAUGUUUACAAACACUAAAUGUAGAUCAUUUAUUCUCAAACUCAACUACUGUGAACCCAGUUGAUGUGUUGAAAUCAUAUUGCCGACAUUUUGAACUAAUUUUUUUUUUUUUUAAUCAAGAAAAGUCUUUCAUUUUAAAUUUAGUUGUAACUUAAUGUUUGCCUGGAGAAGGAACAACCUGGUUUGGGUUUUUUUAAGUCAUGGUUGACAGAGUAAAGGAAUGCCUUUUUCUUACCUCUGGUUGUGCAGCUAAUACUUUAAAUUAAAAUUUGGUGCAAGAAUUGUGAGCCUCUUCCAUGACUUGGCCAGGAGAAAGGCUAAAGUAGAGAUACAUUGUGAUGUCUAAGUUAUGAAAAAUCAGUUCCAAUUUUUAUGUAAAUACUUGUUCUGAUGGAAAAUUUUUUGAUUGUAAAUCUAUGCACUUGUUUAUCUUUUGUAAAAUUAAAGUUAAUGAUGAUUUUUUUAAAAAAAAACAGUUUGGAUUUGUUUGACUGGCUAUCCAUUGUUAUAGUGUGGUAGGAAAAACUGGUGUCUGGCUGUCGAACACAGAAAUUAUUCAUCUAUUUAUUUGUGUCUAUUUAAACUCAUGUGAUAAUUAUAUCAUUGUUUUAGUCUUCAUUCCGAACUGUAUUUUUUGUAAGUUGUAUAAGUUAAACAUAGUUUUGUUACAUUAUGUUAAGAAAAAAAUUCCAGUUAUAUAUUUAAGGCAACUUUUUAUUUUUUUUUAACAAGAUCUAAGAAAUAGUAACAGAUUUUACUUAAAAUAUUAAUAAAUGUAAUAUUUUGCUGUUAUUUUAAUUUCUUUAAAAAUGUAAAUCUCCAAUGAGCUAGAUCAACUAAGUCUAAAUUAUUCAUAAAAAAGAAAAAUAAAUGCAUGAUUAGAUUGUAGCUAAAAUUAUAACCAGUAUUUCAUUUAUUUUCUGUUUGUUCUCCCAUGAAAUUCAUGCAGUCCCUUUUUAAAAAUGACACUCAAAACAUUGCAUGCUUUUCAUUUAUUAAUUUUUUUACAAUAAAAAAACCACUCCCACUAGCAGCUGUUACCAGAUUAUGUUUACGGAUUUGCAGGGCUACAUUUGGAUUGUAAUUGUUCAUUUAAAUAACAGGGAACACCUGAUUUUCCAUAAUAAUGAUGGUCAAAACUCUUUUUGUUAAUUGAAACAUCAAGUUUAAUGGGAAAAUAAUUGAGUUUCUUUGCAUCUGCAAAUGUUAAUGAAGGUGAGGGUUCGGUAAUUUGUGGAUCUCUUGUUCUAUCGGUGCAUUUAUUUGUACAUAGUGCUGCAGUGAAUUAUUGUCCACUGAUAUAUUGGUUUUAUUAUUUUUAUAAAUUAAUCAGAAUCUAUUCUAAUUCCUGUUUAAUGUAAUAGUAGUGAUUCUAAUCAUUACAUUGCAAACAUUGGAUUUCCAUAAUUUUGAUUUGUAAUAGGGGAGGGCUUUUUUUUAAAAAAAGAAUAUAUUGCCCAAAGCUUAAUGAAAAGAACCAAAACACAAUGGAAGGUCAGGUCAAGCCAAUACAACAGAAUUGACAGCAGUGGACACAUUUGUGUUACUACUGACUGGUUACACAGUACAUCCAUCUGUUUCCAUCCCCGAAAGGUGAUUCUACAAAUUGUCCAGAUGUGUGUAUUAAAAUAUAAAUGUGAUAAAUGAAGUUUGGAGCUAUUUACAUUAACCUGGUCUUUGUAUCCAAGACAAUUCUUUGAAAUAUUUUCAAUAAAAUGUCCUAUUUUUUACAUC
Molecule: messenger RNA, 9201 nt
Organism: Lymnaea stagnalis (great pond snail)
Lineage: Eukaryota; Metazoa; Mollusca; Gastropoda; Lymnaeidae
Source: the annotation of a GenBank genome assembly